Paramuricea clavata is the source of this 2764-nucleotide messenger RNA. Lineage: Eukaryota; Metazoa; Cnidaria; Anthozoa; Malacalcyonacea; Plexauridae. The record is from the annotation of a GenBank genome assembly.
UAACCUUUAUGCACAAUACCCGUCAAUUUUUAAACCUAACAUCCUACUGACCGUAGUGUGUUCAGUUAAUCGAACUACGAAUCGAAUUCUAUAAUCGCUGACUUUUUAACAGCUAUCAGCACCAAAAAUAUUCUUACUUUGGUUGAAUUAAGGUCGGCAAAAAUUGCCGACCAUGGAAUGCCGACCUCGUUUUCGAGGACUGAUUUUGCCACGUCUUGCUGACGUAAUAAGUGAUACCGACAAAGGAAAAAGUCGCUUCGUGCGAAAACAUUCGCUAGUGGAAAACCGACCGCUUUAUUGCCUCUUCUACAAAACAAUAUAAUAAGCAACAACAACUGAACAACAACAACAACCAAACAAAUAUAAUUGGAACGAAUUUGCAUGCUGCAUGUGUGGUUUCUUUGAUGCAUGCUAUCAUGAUAUUCGGUUUGAAUUCAAUUAUUCAGGAAGUCAAUUUUGGUUUCUUCAGUUAUUAUCUUUAGCCAAUCCAGUUUUGCCGACUGAGAUAAUAAUUUGCAUAUAAUAAUUUGCAUUUGUUUGUACUGUAAAAAGCACGCAUUUUACCAAGUCUCUACAUUUUCACUCUUUCCUUCUAAAUGUAAUGCAUAGUCUUUGCUUUUCAAACUUUAUUGCGUCAAACUUAUUUUUUCUUGGCGAAAUCGCGUUCCAGUGAGAUGCAUUAUUUUCCUUUCCUAAUUUGCAUGCAUUUGGUGUGUUACAAACCAUUAAUAUGGAACCUGAUUGUGUUUUGAGAUGUAGGAUAUUUAUGUGUCAAUGAGGUGACUAAAAACUGAUAUAAAAAGUUAAAAUGUUUUCCUUGCUUGAAGACAAAGCCCAAACUUGUCUUAUUUUACAAAAUGUUUGCCAGAUAUGUGAACAUUUGCGCAAUGAAAACCUUAAACAUUCUGAGUAAACAUUUUAAAAGACGACCAGUUUUUUGCUUAGACAGCAGUGAGCCAGAGCAUUGAACGACGGAAAAUGCCAAACAUAGAUUACACAACGUAAUAUUAAUAAUUCACAUGAAUAUUUACAUACACUUGAGACAGUCAGGGACCCCCAAAACCUGGCGGAAUCGAAAAUUACGAACUGCAAACAGUUGCCUGCGAGUGUCCACCCUUCGAUGCAAGCAACGGUACCCUGUUCCAGUGAACUGUUCUAUCCAUACAAAAUUCUUACAUGAAGUAUUGAUCUUUUCCGGGGUCAAAGUUUACAAAUAUGGCGACUUUUCUGACUUGCACUCGUGGACGAGUUUUAAAGCCUUUCUUGGUGAGAUAUUUUAUUUAUUUUCUGCAUUAUUUACAUUGUAUUGUGUUCUUUAAAAUGUCAAAUUUUUGUUUGUGUGCUGUAUUUGUUAGUUUUUGUAUUGUACGGUAAUAUAAUUGACUUUUUUAUGCAUUAACCAAUGACGGAAUGUCAACAAACCAAACAUAAAAAAUAUUUUUACAUAUUUAUAAUAUUUGUAUUUCAGUUUCAGACAAACUGGGCGUAUGCUCCAUUCUCCCGUUGUUUAAGGUAAGCUACUGAGCUCUGUAAAUAAAAUACAGAAAUAGUAAAUUUACAAAAUACAAUAAAACUAUAAAAGUACAAAAUUGUGUGUACCUAGGUUGCACAAUACAAACUUUUUAUGGUGAACAACACCCAUCAACUAAUGGACAAUAUUUAUCUUGCAGCUCCAACUGUUCAAAUGAGAAAUACAUCCAGCGCAGUAUAGUGCCCACAUAUCACUUUCAACCAAGCUUACCACGACUACCCAUACCUAAACUUGAAGAUACAUGCCGUCGCUAUCUUGAUGCCCAGAAAGUUAUAUUAAGUCCUGAGGAGUAUGAAAAUACCAAAAGACUGGUGGAGAACUUCAAACAAUAUGAAGGACCAGGUACCAUCAUAAUCACCAUUUCAUCAUAUAUAAUCAUUACCAAUACUAUCAACAACAUCACCACACCCACUAUCACUGGUCACCAUCAUCACUAUUAAUGGUCAUUAUCACCACCAUCACUAGUUCCCCCCAUCACCACCAACACUGGUCACCUUCACUGGUCACCAUCACCACCUUCACUGGUCACCAUCAUCACCAUCACCAUCGAUCACUGGUCACCAUCACCACCUUCACUGGUCACCAUCACUACCUUCACUGGUCACCAUUACCACCAUUAUUAUUGGUCAUCAUCACCACCAUCACUGGUCACCAUCAUCACUAUUAAUGGUCAUUAUCACCAUCACUAGUCACCAUCACUAGUUCCCAUCACCACCAACACUGGUCACCUUCACUGGUCACCAUCACCACCUUCACUGGUCACCAUCAUCACCAUCACUGGUCACCAUCACCACUUUCACUGGUCACCAUCACUGGUCAUCAUCACUACCUUCACUGGUCACCAUUACCUUCACUGGUCACCAUUACCACCAUCACUGGACCAGUGAUACUGGUCACUAUCACCAUUACUAUUAGCAUCAUUACCACCACAGCCCAUCCUAUAAAAGUAUAAUUAUAUUUUGUUUUCAGAACUACAGAAGGAGCUAAUAUCAAAAGAUAAACAAAACAAACAUACUAGUUAUAUUUCAGGUGAUUGUCUAAAUCUUAAUUGUAAAAAAACAACAAACAAAUUUUUCUAAAGUCAAGAGACAAACACAAUGCUAAGAACUUAUGUAUUUCAUCCAGAACCUUGGACAGAUUUGUACCUGAAAGAUCGAAGAUCAGUGAUGUUAAAUCAUAAUCCAUUUAUUGUGUUUCAUCAAGACCCAAACGAAGCCAAUAACCAUCAGGUGG